AUGACAGCUGAUAAGCACAACCGCGCCAUUUAUUGGAGUCGAGAGCACCAGCAGAGACGGCUCAUUGACGCGUACGAGAGGUGGGACAAGCAUGGAGGAGUCUGGAAUGCAGCAGCGGCGAAGACGCACGAGGAGCAGCUAGGGCAUGUCCAGAAAGGAUGCCUUGCACGCGCUCAUCAAAAUGUUGCAUCAGACGGCAGCCAAAUUGAAGGCUCCCACAAAGGCUGGAACAACCUGCAGCGAUUGCAUGCCAGUGGCCUUGAAGUUCUUCUUACUGCACUCGGCCACGAUCACGUCCUGCGGUGGAACAUACACAUAGUCUCAGAUUGUCAGAGAGACCCACUAGAUCCGUUCUUAAGCUCUACACACAGGUCACACCACAUCCGAUUGGUAGACAGUGUCGCUAAGCUGUGGAACACGUUACUCGAGGAUGAAGCAGUCAAAAAGUUACGAGGUCUUCGAUGCCUACCAGAGAUGCAAGCCAUUGACAGCGGUGAGGUGUUCGGGCUUAUUCAGGCACAGUAUGCGACAACAUACCACAACCUCACCUGCAGUAGCAUCAAGGCUGAGCCGGACGAAGAAUUGCUCGAUCUGUCAUUACAGGAUGAAGUGCAGGCAUGUUCGAUACUGGAGGAUCUCAGUAUCGAUCCGGUGUUGUACCCACAGCUAGCUAAUGACUCACCAGUUGAUGCGGCAGCCCCACCGUUCACCUCUGAAUCACACACUGACAAUCCGCUGCUAACUCAGAGUUCACCACUUAGCCCUGCCCUCGCCACAGGACCUGUUGCAUCCGUUUCAAAGCAGUUGGCUCCCAUCAGCAGUCUGAGCUCGAUGCCGCUUGUGAUCGAUCUGAGCUCAGAUGAAUCGGACACAGCCACCAUUCGACACAGCUCAAAGAUGGAGUCAGCUGUGCAGGAAUUGCAGGACCAGGAUGUGAGAGAGGGUGUAUCAGAAAGGUGGAAGGGCAAAGCGAAGGAUGUGGAAGGGCCACCGUCUACUGCACCAGUGCCGCCGACUUCUCGAAGCAUGCAACUCAAGAAAGUCGACGAUAUCCAGGAUGUCGAAUGCGGAAAAUUUCUUCCUGGUGUCGCUUUGAAGAGGAAGGCUACCAGCGAUAUGAUGCCUCAGCAGGCAGACACAGCAGGUCACGGAAGCAAGAAGGUGAGAGUGUUAGAGUCCAUGCAGGCAGUGCCCGGAGUUGCAGUAAGCAUUGCGGAGUCCACCACACACAUGAAUAAGUCAAAGUCGACAACCGAGAAGAAGAAGAAAGCAUCGGCAACAGUCCACCCUUUUUUCGUGGCACAGCGGUCUGCCGGCAACAACAAGCCUGCACGCCGCUGUGCUGAGUCGAUGUCUGCCGGAACGUCUGAGUCCGCACUCAUUCUGGCUCAGGUUCUCCCGCCCUUGCAGAUUGACGGCCUCACACGCUCACAGAGGAUCUUCUCUAUUUCGACGGAAAUCAAUGCGGCCUCGCUGAGCAUCUCAACUGAUGCUGAAUUCUACCUCUUUAUGGACAUGUGGGCAGAGCAUAAGUGGGCAUCGUUCAAUAUGUCCCCUUCCAAGUGGGUUGCAGCAGCCGAAGCAUUCAAUGCGUGUCGCGAAGUUCUCAAUGGGCCACGUGGACUUCCGAUGAUCAGGAAGACUCCUCGCGCCCUCAUGGACAAGCUCGGUGAACUGAAACUGAAGGUCCUCUCUCGCAUCAACUCAAAGAACUACACCUGUUCGCACGAGAACCACAACAAGUCAUACUGCGCCGACGGUGUCAUGCAGAAGCCGAAGAAAGUCGAACGGCAUGUCAACGGUCAGGCUCCGGAGAUGUUUAUGGAAGAUCCUCCCGAGUUUCCGCAACCACGCGACAUCUUCACUACUGGGAUGCACUUCCAUCUGGACAUAUUCUUGAAGACAAUCAAGCACAUGUACCAGCAACUGAUUGUGCAGAAGGGAUCCGGCGGCGACCUUUCCAUGGAAUAUAUCGCGUUUGCGGGGCUGCUGUCGAAGCGGCUGAAGGUGCACGAAGACGGCAUGGCUCUUUUCGAGCUGUACGGCUCACUGGAGACGGCUUCCGCUUCGCGCUGGGUCAAUUCAAUCAUAGAGCGCAAUGGCAUCAAAUAUCUGCGCGUCGACUAUCUUCGCGAUAAUGCAGAGGCCGCCGGGAGCUUGGUAGUAGCGUCGGCGGGCAGGGAGGACCUCUGA
Molecule: messenger RNA, 2193 nt
Organism: Sparassis crispa
Lineage: Eukaryota; Fungi; Basidiomycota; Agaricomycetes; Polyporales; Sparassidaceae
Exons: 5
Coding region: 1-2193 (730 amino acids)
Source: RefSeq, a predicted model, not a curated record